Pleuronectes platessa (European plaice) is the source of this 969-nucleotide messenger RNA. RefSeq names its product LRAT domain containing 1 (gene lratd1). Lineage: Eukaryota; Metazoa; Chordata; Actinopteri; Pleuronectiformes; Pleuronectidae. The transcript has 2 exons. Bases 181 to 969 code for a protein of 262 amino acids. The record is from RefSeq and is a predicted model, not a curated record.
ACAGCCGGAGCGGCCGGUACUCGGCGCGAAGCGUGACACCCAAGUGUGAGAAGAAAGAGGGAAGGAGAAGAGCAGGGGACCGUGCAGCCCUCUGUGCUGAUGGACAACAAGGAUAUUUAACCGCUUGCCCGGGGAGCGCACAGACACCGCAGUCCAUGCCUCUGCCUUGCCAGGUCAUUGAUGGGAAAUCAACUGGAUCGGAUCACCCACCUCAACUACAGCGAGCUGCCCACGGGGGAUCCGUCCGGGCUGGAGAAGGACGAGCUUCGGGUCGGCGUCGCCUACUUCUUCUCUGACGAAGAGGAGGAGGUGGACGACCGCACUCCGUCUGACUGCGGCUUCACCAAGGACCACAGCCCGGCCGAGGAGGGACCGUUCUCGGUAAGCGAGGUGGAGUACUCCGCGUUCCGCUCCCAGGAAUGCAUCUUCUCCAAGCUGCGGGAGAACGAGGACCUGAAUGUGUACUCGGCCAAAACUUUGCUGACUAUGUGCAAACCGGGGGACCUGCUGGAGCUGGUGGCCACGGCGCAAGCCCCCCACUGGGCCAUCUACGAGCAGGACGACCAGGUCAUCCACCUGCACAAGGGCGAGAUCCGAAAGGACAGCCUGCUUGAGAUCAGCAGCGGUCGCCACGGGAGGAUAGUGAACAAUCGGUACCGGUACCGGCCGCUCCCCCCCGACCUGGUGAUGCAGAACGCAGCGGGACACCUGGGCCUGCGCAGCGAGGAGAUAUGCUGGACCAACCCGGAAAGUUUCGCAGCCUGGUGUCGCUUUGGGAAACGGGAGUUUAAAGCCGGAGGAGAGGUGCACUCGGCGGAGCAGCAGUAUUUCCUCAAAGUGCAUCUGACCGGCAGCGGGGUGCACACUCUGGUCUUUCGCAGCCUGGAGGACAUGAUCCGGGAGAGGAGGCGAGUGGACGCCAGUGGAAUUCUCAAAGAGCUGUCUCUGGUUAACGGGGGCAAGGAGUGA